Messenger RNA from Lachnellula hyalina, 1005 nucleotides. Its product is annotated as Glycerol 2-dehydrogenase (NADP(+)). Gene Ontology annotation, molecular function: aldose reductase (NADPH) activity. The transcript has 2 exons. Lineage: Eukaryota; Fungi; Ascomycota; Leotiomycetes; Helotiales; Lachnaceae. Gene Ontology annotation, cellular component: cytosol. The coding region runs from base 1 to 1005 and encodes 334 amino acids. The record is from RefSeq and is a predicted model, not a curated record.
AUGGCAGCAGCUCCAGCAGUUACAGGUCCAAUCAUCCAGCUGAACAAUGGUGUGUCCCUUCCAGCGCUUGGAUUCGGCACCUUUGCCAAUGAGGGUAGCAAAGGAGAGACACAUAAGGCAGUGGUGAGCGCCCUGAAUGCAGGGUAUCGCCAUCUGGACUGCGCAUGGUUCUACCAGAAUGAGGGAGAAGUUGGGUCUGGGAUGCGAGAAUUCCUGUCCAACAACCCCUCGGUGAAGAGAGAGGAUAUUUUCAUCACAACCAAGGUGUGGAACCACUUGCACGAACCAGAAGACGUAGAAUGGAGUUUGAAGGAUUCCCUCAGAAUGCUGCAGACACCCUACGUCGAUGCAUUUCUGGUACACUGGCCAAUCGCGGCUGAGAAGAACCCAGACCACAGUGUCAAAAUCGGACCUGAUGGAAAGAUCUACAAAGUACUUACGUUUCUCGUCCAGUAUGUCAUCAAAAAGGACCUGACCGAGAACCAAGAGCCGACAUGGCGAGCAGUGGAAGCCCUCUACAAUCAAGGGCUGGCAAAGUCCAUCGGGUUAUCCAACUGGACCGAGAAAGGGAUCGCUUCGCUUCUCGCAUAUGCAAAGGUCAAACCAGCCCUCAACCAGAUUGAAAUCCACCCAUUCCUGCCGCAAGACGACCUCAUCAAAUACUGUCUUUCGCAAAACAUCGUGCCAGUGGCAUACUCACCGCUCGGCUCGCAGGACCAGGUUCCUGGAACUGGUGAGAAAGUAGCCACGAAUAAGGAUUUGAUUGCCAUUGCAGAAAAGAAGGGUGUUUCUCUGGCGCAAGUGCUGAUUGCGUGGGGUAUCAAGAGGGGAUACGCUGUUGUGCCCAAGAGCUCGAAUCCAGUGCGGAUUCAGAGCAAUGCUCAAUUAAUCUCGUUGACCGAUGAAGAAUUUGAGGCUGUAAAUAAGGUUGCUAAGGGUCGCAAAUCGAGAUUUGUGAACAUGAAGGAUACUUUUGGCUACGACGUUUGGCCCGAGGAGGCAUAA